Bubalus bubalis (water buffalo) is the source of this 5070-nucleotide messenger RNA. It is a transcript of the gene CNGB1, whose product is annotated as cyclic nucleotide gated channel subunit beta 1. Bases 86 to 4210 code for a protein of 1374 amino acids. Gene Ontology annotation, biological process: retina homeostasis; monoatomic cation transmembrane transport. Lineage: Eukaryota; Metazoa; Chordata; Mammalia; Artiodactyla; Bovidae. Gene Ontology annotation, cellular component: plasma membrane; intracellular cyclic nucleotide activated cation channel complex; photoreceptor outer segment. The record is from RefSeq and is a predicted model, not a curated record. The transcript has 33 exons. Gene Ontology annotation, molecular function: cGMP binding; protein-containing complex binding; intracellularly cGMP-activated cation channel activity.
UCCCCGCUGUGUCUGAGAGGCCAUCCGAGAGAAGCAGGAAGAAGGCAAGUCCUGGCUGGUGGACGGCAUCCGAGCAGGUGUCAGGAUGCUGGGCUGGGUCCAGAGGGUGCUGCCUCAGCCCCCAGGGACCCCUCAGAAGACCAAGCAAGAGGAGGAGGGGACAGAACCAGAGCCAGAGUUGGAGCCGAAGCCUGAAACAGCCCCUGAGGAGACUGAACUAGAGGAAGUGUCCCUGCCACCGGAGGAGCCCUGCGUGGGGAAGGAAGUGGCUGCGGCUACUCUGGGUCCUCAGGGAACCCAGGAGACUGCUCUUACUCCGCCCACAUCCCUCCAGGCUCAGGUCUCUGUGGCUCCCGAAGCUCACAGCGGUCCCAGAGGCUGGGUGCUGACCUGGCUCAGGAAGGGUGUGGAGAAGGUUGUCCCGCAGCCCGCCCACAGCAGCAGGCCCUCCCAGAACAUUGCUGCAGGCCUGGAGAGUCCAGAUCAGCAGGCAGGAGCACAGAUCCUUGGGCAGUGUGGCAUUGGGGGCUCAGAUGAACCCAGUGAACCCUCCAGGGCUGAAGACCCCGGGCCUGGGCCCUGGCUCCUCCGGUGGUUCGAGCAGAAUCUGGAGAAAAUGCUGCCUCAGCCCCCGAAAAUCUCUGAGGGCUGGAGCGAUGAGCCUACAGAUGCUGCCUUGGGUCCAGAGCCCCCAGGACCCGCCCUGGAGAUCAAGCCCAUGCCGCAGGCCCAGGAGAGCCCCUCCCUGCCGGCUCCUGGCCCCCCGGAGCCUGAGGAGGAACCAACCCCAGAGCCCCAGCCCACUAUUCAAGCCUCCUCCCUGCCGCCCCCGCAGGACUCUGCCAGGUUGAUGGCAUGGAUCCUGCACAGGCUGGAGAUGGCCCUGCCACAGCCAGUGAUCCGUGGGAAGGGUGGGGAGAAGGAGUCUGAUGCCCCAGUGACAUGUGACUUGCAGACCAUCAGCAUCCUCCCUGGAGAGCAAGAGGAGUCGCAUCUCAUCCUAGAAGAGGUUGACCCUCACUGGGAGGAGGACGAACACCAGGAGGGCAGCACCAGCGCCAGCCUGCAGACCUCAGAGGCAGCUCCAGCUGAUGAACAGAAGGGCGAGGUGGUGGAGCAGACGCCCAGGGAGCUGCCUCGGAUUCAAGAGGAGAAAGAAGAUGAGGAGGAGAAGGAAGACGGAGAGGAGGAAGAAGAGAAAGGCAGAGAGAAAGAGGAAGAAGAAGGCAGAGAGAAAGAGGAGGAAGAAGGCAGAGAGAAAGAGGAGGAAGAAGGCAGAGAAAAAGAGGAAGAAGAAGAUGGAGAGAAAGAGGAAGAAGAAGGCAGAGGGAAAGAGGAGGUGGAAGGCAGAGAGGAGGAGGAAGACGAAGAGGAGGAGCAGGAUCACAGUGUCCUGCUGGAUAGUUAUCUGGUGCCACAGAGCGAGGAGGACCAGAGUGAAGAAAGUGAAACCCAGGACCAGAGUGAAGUGGGCGGAGCCCAGGCCCAGAGCGAAGUAGGCGGAGCCCAGGACCAGAGUGAAGUGGGUGGAGCCCAGGCCCAGGGCGAAGUGGGCGGAGCCCAGGCCCUGAGUGAAGAAAGUGAAACCCAGGACCAGAGUGAAGUGGGCGGACCCCAGGCCCAGGGCGAAGUAGGCGGAGCCCAGGACCAGAGUGAAGUGGGCGGACCCCAGGCCCAGGGUGAAGUAGGCGGAGCCCAGGACCAGAGCACCUCACACCAGGAGCUGCAAGAAGAGGCCUUGGCUGACAGCUCAGGAGUACCUGCCACGGAAGAGCACCCUGAAGUGCAGGUGGAAGACGCUGAUGCUGACAGUCGCCCCCUCAUCGCGGAGGAGAACCCACCCUCUCCCGUGCAGCUGCCCCUGUCUCCUGCCAAAUCCGACACCCUUGCGGUCCCAGGAUCAGCCACAGGGAGCCUCAGGAAGAGGCUGCCUUCCCAAGAUGAUGAGGCUGAAGAGCUCAAGAUGCUGUCACCGGCUGCAUCCCCCGUGGUCGCCUGGUCGAACCCCACCAGCCCACAGGGCACUGAUGACCAGGACCGUGCAACCUCGACAGCCAGCCAGAACAGUGCCAUCAUCAAUGACCGGCUCCAGGAGCUGGUGAAGCUCUUCAAGGAGCGGACGGAGAAGGUGAAGGAGAAGCUCAUCGACCCUGACGUCACCUCCGAUGAGGAGAGCCCCAAGCCCUCCCCAGCCAAAAAAGCCCCAGAGCCGGCCCCAGAAGUGAAGCCGGCUGAAGCGGGGCAGGUGGAAGAGGAACACUACUGUGAGAUGCUCUGCUGCAAGUUCAAACGCCGCCCCUGGAAGAAGUACCAGUUUCCCCAGAGCAUUGACCCGCUGACCAACCUGAUGUACAUCUUGUGGCUGUUCUUCGUGGUGCUGGCCUGGAACUGGAACUGCUGGCUGAUUCCCGUGCGCUGGGCCUUCCCCUAUCAGACGCCAGACAACAUCCACCUCUGGCUGCUGAUGGAUUACCUGUGUGACCUCAUCUACCUCCUGGACAUCACCGUGUUCCAGACGCGCCUGCAGUUUGUCAGAGGCGGGGACAUCAUUACGGACAAAAAGGAGAUGCGCAACAAUUACCUGAAAUCUCAGCGCUUUAAGAUGGACAUGCUCUGCCUCUUGCCCUUGGACUUACUCUACUUGAAAUUCGGUGUGAAUCCCCUCCUGCGCUUGCCCCGCUGUUUGAAGUAUAUGGCCUUCUUUGAGUUUAACAACCGCCUGGAAUCCAUCCUCAGCAAAGCCUACGUUUACAGGGUUAUCAGGACCACAGCCUACCUGCUCUACAGCUUACAUCUGAACUCAUGUCUGUAUUACUGGGCGUCGGCCUAUGAGGGCCUCGGCUCCACUCACUGGGUUUAUGAUGGCGUGGGAAACAGUUACAUUCGCUGUUACUACUGGGCUGUGAAGACCCUCAUCACCAUCGGCGGCCUGCCCGACCCCAGGACGCUCUUUGAAAUUGUCUUCCAGGGUCUAAACUAUUUCACGGGCGUCUUCGCUUUCUCCGUGAUGAUCGGACAGAUGAGAGACGUAGUGGGGGCCGCCACCGCAGGACAGACCUACUACCGCAGCUGCAUGGACAGCACCGUGAAGUACAUGAACUUCUACAAGAUCCCCAGGUCCGUGCAGAACCGGGUCAAGACCUGGUACGAAUACACAUGGCACUCCCAAGGCAUGCUGGAUGAGUCAGAGCUGAUGAUGCAGCUUCCGGACAAGAUGCGGCUGGACCUCGCCAUCGACGUGAAUUAUUCCAUCGUCAGCAAAGUGGCACUCUUCCAGGGAUGUGACCGGCAGAUGAUCUUUGACAUGCUGAAGAGGCUGCGCUCUGUCGUCUACCUGCCCAAUGACUACGUGUGCAAGAAGGGGGAGAUAGGCCGGGAAAUGUACAUCAUCCAGGCGGGGCAGGUGCAGGUCUUGGGUGGCCCGGAUGGGAAAUCCGUGCUGGUGACGCUGAAGGCUGGAUCUGUGUUCGGAGAAAUAAGCUUGCUGGCUGUAGGGGGCGGGAACCGGCGCACAGCUAACGUGGUGGCCCAUGGGUUUACCAACCUCUUCAUUCUGGAUAAGAAGGACCUGAAUGAAAUUCUGGUGCAUUAUCCCGAGUCUCAGAAGUUGCUCCGCAAGAAGGCCAGGCGAAUGCUGAGAAAUAACAACAAGCCCAAGGAGAAGAGCGUGCUUAUUCUCCCUCCGCGGGCAGGCACCCCCAAGCUCUUCAAUGCCGCCCUGGCCGCAGCAGGAAAGAUGGGUGCCAAGGGAGGCAAAGGCGGCAAGCUUGCCCUCCUCAGGGCUCGACUCAAGGAGCUGGCUGCGCUGGAGGCGGCCGCCAGACAGCAGCAGUUGCUGGAACAGGCCAAGAGCUCGGAAGACGCCGCCGUGGGACAGGAGGGAUCGGCCGCCCCAGAACAGCCCCCGGCUCCAGAGCCGAUGGCCCCAGAGGCCCCCGCCCCAGAGCCCCCGGCCCCAGAGGCUCCCGCCCCAGAGGCCCCGGCCCUAAGCACUCCACCACCUGCCUCCCAGGAGAGGCCGGAGGGAGAUGAGGAGGCCGCGGUGCGGCCAGAGGAGCACUCGGUGCAGAUCCACGUGACCCUGGGCCCGGAUCCCAGCGAACAGAUCCUGUCGGUGGAGGUUCCUGAGAAGCGGGAGGAGGAGAAAAAGGAGGAGACAGAGGAAAAGGAGGAAGGGGAGGAGGCGAGGAAGGAGAAAGAGGAGGAGUAAGGCGGCAGUUAGUGCACUACCCGCUCCCCCAGCCCCCGCAGGUGCACGCUGCCCACCACCCGGCACCCCACCUCGAGCCCCCGCCCCCUCCUUCCCCCUGCACCCCGCCCCCUCCGCUCCCCAAAGGCCAAGAUGCUGGUCCGCGGUAGUGGCCUCAAGUGCUCGGCUGGUGGUCCUGAUCUGACAUCAGUUUCUCCAUCUCCCGGGGCUGGUCUUCAAAGUAACAAACUUUAUAGUGUCUGUGCUGGGUGAGUUCCCCCCGUCACUAGAGAACCCUGCCUCCUCUGCACCUUAGUUAUAUUUAAGAACAAAAUACUUUUCUGUAGGGCUUCAAUACAUGGGAAGCCUGUUGGAGAAACAAAGAGCUGUUGAAUGUUUGGAUUUUCCCCUCAGAAAUUUGUCUUCCCCUCAUUUCAAGAAGAGAAAACAUUUCUGGCAGAAGUGGGAAACAGCUAUGCUGUUCCUUUGAUGAAGUGGAGAUAGCACACGCAUCCCACCCGUGGUCUGGUGCUGUCUCUCUACUGGGCAGUCACAUUAGGAACGCAGUGCUCCUGAGGACAGUUAGUACUUCCGCAGACAUUAUCCCAUUGUGCCCAGUGAUGCUGUUUCCUUAGAAUAGAUAUAAUGGAAAUGGUUUACUGGCAAGAGGCUGUGAGCAUUUCUGAGCAUCCACUCUUCCAGUUACCUAAUCCUCUUCAUCAGGGAUUAACUCAUUACUUGUUUUUGACACCCUUGCUGUAGAGAUGAUGAUGUGUGCUAAGUCACUUCAGUCGUGUCCAACUCUUUUCGACCCCAUGGACCAUAGCCUGCCAGGUUUCUCAGUGGGAUUCUCCAGGCAAGAAUACUGGAGUGGGUUACCA